CGUCCGAUCCGCAACCGAUCUCACUUUCUCCGGCCGGAAAGUUUUUGUUUUUUUUUUUUUUUCACAACUCCGUCGAGCGCGCUUUGAAUACGGCCGUGUAGUGUCAUAGUGGUAAACAGACUCUUCGGUGGUAAAGUGCUUCGUGAUCGUAUUAUUAUUUUCCAUUUAUAUCGUUAUAAUAUCAUAUAAUAUUGUAAUACGCGAAUAGUCGCGCGUGUAUACUGUCCUCAGUCGUUUGAGCCUGCCCAAGCGCCAACAGGAUUUAUUGCAACACGUUUGCACCAGCUCCAAAAACAAAUAUACAACUGCGGUCGUGCAAAUAAACGUUAUGGGAGCGUACGUAACAUGGACGUUGGAGGUAUUGGCGUUUGCGACUUUCGUCGUACUCGCAGUUUUGAUGCCGUACGCUCGUCGGAAGCGCGAUUAUUGGACCAAUCGCGGGGUGCCGGUAGCAGCCGGUUAUCGGUCUUUGACAAACAUGCUUCCGGGCUUCCGUUUGCACGACAGGUCGUUGUCCCGACACCGAGACGACGCCAAGGCCGCGGGUGCCACCGCGCUCGGGCUCUUCGAUGGCGGCCGGCCGACCGCAUUAGCGUGUGAUCUCCGUGUGGCCGCGGCCGCACUCGGUAACGACGGAUUUACCGAGGCUGAAACCACAGGUGGCCGCGAGACGAGUCUCGUACCGUCCGCGGUGGACGCCUGCGCGGCGAUCGCCGUGCUGCCAACCAUGACCGUGUGCGUGGCCGAGCUCGUCACGUCGUUGGAAGCCGUGGCAAACCGUCGGCUAACCAUUUCGCCGUGGACAGAGGUGAAAAAUUGUGCGACCACGGUGGUGGCCACGUGCGUGUACGGCCAACCGAUGGUCGACUCGCGGAUCAAAACGUUUGCGGAACAGUGCGACAAGGCGUUGUCGGACGGUGGCCGCGGUCGGCCGACAAUUACCGACUAUUUUGCAUCGUACGAUUUGUCGUCCGACGGACGAGCAUCGUCUACCGAUUUCAAGCAGAUUUUCAGAGCAGCCGCAAGAUGCAGCGACCAAAUCGACGCAGAUGUUGCCGACAAACAAGUGAGAUUAGACAUGUUCAAGUUCGUGACAGGCACUAUAGAACAGACUGCAGCACUAGUAACGGGUGUACUGUACGAGUUAGCCAACAACCAAAGUAUCCAAAAUCAUCUCAGAGAACACUUGGAUAGCGAACUAGACGAACAUCAGCAACAGGUCACAAUUGACCAGUUGGAUCGUUUACCGUACUUGGAAAACGUGUUGAAAGAAACGUUGCGAAAGUAUCCACUGGUUACCGUUGUAUGUCGUAUGACCACCAAAUCGUAUGUUGUGCCCGGCACAAGUGGCAAUGGCACCAUCGAACCAAACACGCUGAUCGUGGUACCAGUGCAUGCAUUGCACCAUGAUGCAGAACACUUUUCCGAGCCAGAAAAUUUCCAGCCACACCGGUUUCCCGGACAAAUGUCUUCCGCGUACAUGCCAUACGGGAGUGGAUCGCAAUCCUACAUUGGUAAACAUUUCGUAGAACUCGAAGCAAAGCUCAUCGUUGCCAUGCUAGUUUCCCGGUAUGAAGUGCACUUAGACAAGGACAAUCCCUGCACAUCACCAGAUUCGUUGGAUCCGAGAUCGUUCGCGGGUGUACGCGUGACAGUUGUCAACAGAAGUGGUGUCCGGGAGGCGAGGAUGUACACUUCUCUGCGACAGUUACAUAAUGACGUUGUCAAGAACGCUAGUGACCGAAAAUUCUUGUUCUUCUAAACGCAUUGUUGCUGGGACGAGAUAAGCGGUUCGAUAAAAUAUCGACUGGUAAAAGUCAGAAAAGGGUGUAAUUUUUAUGUCCUGUUAGAAAAUGUCAUUGGUCUCAAAAUUAGUGAUUAAAAUACAUAAAAUUUCUAAAUUUUUACUAAAAAAAGAACAUAAACACUAGCACAAUAAAAUUCCUGAACUAUUGCUUUUUCCAUAGUUAAUACAACUCAUGUCGCUUAUUCCUUUUUACCUUUAAUCAGUCGAAUUAUUAUUAUCAUGUGCGCAACGCAACGUGGACUGCUAUUAUAGCUUUAAUUUAAAAAUUAUUACAUUACCAACCAUGGACUUUUAUUUUAUUUUGUAUACUUUCGUGUAAAU
Molecule: messenger RNA, 2128 nt
Organism: Melanaphis sacchari
Lineage: Eukaryota; Metazoa; Arthropoda; Insecta; Hemiptera; Aphididae
Product: cytochrome P450 6a8-like
Exons: 5
Coding region: 329-1762 (477 amino acids)
Molecular function (GO): heme binding; oxidoreductase activity, acting on paired donors, with incorporation or reduction of molecular oxygen; iron ion binding
Source: RefSeq, a predicted model, not a curated record